AUGGGCUGGGGCUCACCUAAUUACGAUUAUGAAAGUACUACAAGGAGUUUUGACACAAGCACGACGAGGUAUGAAGUAACUGGAUAUACCACAGAAUAUAUUGCGACGACUUCCGGGCCACCCAACCUCGAACAGAGCACACGUACACAGCAGUCGUCUCCAAAGAUAACCGAGUCAGUCAAAACGACGAAAGAGCCAAGCCUCGUCCCUUCUGAGAAUGGAGUCCCGAUAAUGCCGGUCCAGCCUGGUAUCCUUUGGCCGAGUUCUACCGAUUCACCAUUUUUAAUGCCGCUAUGGCUUCCUCUGUGGGUGGUGAUUCUCGUCGGUAUCGGAUCAAUUCUUGUAACUUCUAUUUGUUGCUGCGCGUGUUUCAGGUUCAGAAUGUGGCAAAUGCGAGUACAACAUUAUAACGAGGUCAAGAAGCUUCAGAAGCGAGUCAAGAAGGCUGAGAAAGAUAAAGAAAACGACAAAGAAAACGAGAAGAAUAAAGAAAGACCAAUCGACUCUUCCACAAUGCCCGGGUCGCCACCACAGUACUCUGAACGAAUGUCGGACAUAUCAAGCAUUCGCACGGCUACCACUAUUCGUACUGAUCGUGAAACGCUGAAGAGUGCGAAACGCUCACGGAAGCCCGAUUUGAAAGAUAUUUCGGAAGAAGUGAUGGAGGAAGCAGAGCCCCUUAAAUCCAAGGACGUGUCUCCACGGGCGUCAUCAACUAAUAUGACUGUAAAAGAAGAAGCAACGAAGAAUGUAGCACAGCCCCAAGAAGAAAAUUACUUGGAAAUAGAAACAACGAAGGAAACCUCAAAAUCGGGCUUGGUGCCGGAGAAACCGCUGAAUCUUGAGAAAUCAACUAGCACUGAAAAAGAAACCCAAUUGCCGAAAAAUAUCCAUGCUAAGAAGUACAAAGCUGCCCCUCCACCAAGACCGAAUGAGCCUCCACCAGUUCCAGCUGCUCAAAGAAGAUCUUUUAUAACGACUAAAACUACUGCCACUCAGAUCGAAGAAGAACCCCUUCUAUGGAGACUUUUAAUUUCCCUUCGCCGAAAAUGGAAUCGAUUGACCUCAACUUGA
Molecule: messenger RNA, 1074 nt
Organism: Oikopleura dioica
Lineage: Eukaryota; Metazoa; Chordata; Appendicularia; Copelata; Oikopleuridae
Source: the annotation of a GenBank genome assembly